Molecule: messenger RNA, 985 nt
Organism: Anguilla anguilla (European eel)
Lineage: Eukaryota; Metazoa; Chordata; Actinopteri; Anguilliformes; Anguillidae
Product: endonuclease domain-containing 1 protein-like
Exons: 3
Coding region: 1-843 (280 amino acids)
Molecular function (GO): hydrolase activity; nucleic acid binding; metal ion binding
Source: RefSeq, a predicted model, not a curated record
AUGCAGGUCUUGGCAGCGUUGUGCUUCCUUGUCUUGGCACACCUGCCCCCCCUGAGGGGGGAGGUAUUUAAAAUGUUCAAGAACGGCCCGUACUGCCUGAACUUCUUCUACAAGGGCAUGGUGCCCAAGUGGAACGUGCCCAAGCAUCACACCGUCUGUUUGUGUCAGCGCUUAAACAACCGCUACCACUUCGCCACGCUGUACAACACGAGCAACCGCAUCGCCAUCUACUCCGCCUACCGCUUUCAGACCAGCAACGACAGCGGUCGCCAGGAUUACUGGUAUAUAGAGCCACAGCUUGUGAACCCGAACUGGAAUGCAGAGAUGAAGGAUGAGAAGGACCUCAGAAACAAAAGCAACGUUGACGUGGACUUCGGGAAGAAUCAGUCUCUCAACGCGGACUACAUAAAUGGACUUAAGUAUAACUAUACCCGUGGGCACCUCAAUCCAAAUGGACACCACACAGGGGACAGCCGUCAGGCCACGUUUACACUCACCAACGUGGUGCCACAGAACCGCACGCUGAACCAGGGGGCCUGGAAGGAGUAUGAGACGGAUCUGCAAAAAAACGUGCUCAAAAACUGCUCGAAGGCCUACGUGCUGGUGGGCGCCAUCCCUUCCAAAAACAACUCGAUCAACAAUCGGGUCAACAUCCCCGACUACAUCUGGAACGCCUACUGUUGCCUGAACAACAACAGCCAGCCCAUCAGCAGCGGGGGGGCCAUAGCUGACAACACUGAGAACAAAGUUGUCAGGCACACUCUCUCAAAGCUGGAAACGCUCCUGAAAAAGUACACCAACUCAACAGUGUUGGAGCUCUUUCACAAAAAGUGUGAAGCUUAGAGGAGUAUUGUAUGUUAGAGAACUGUAGUCAGACACAGGGCAUAUUUCACUCUUUAUAUUUUUCUGUGCCAAUUAACAUACAAGAGUCAUUUACUUCCCUGUAAUUCCCAUUGCCCAUAAGCUUAUUAUCUAAUACAUGCAC